AUGAAUACGUAUCGUGCCCUCAUCCGCGUCGCUGCUCGCCAGCAUGCAGCUCGACCGACUACACGAGCUCUCUCCUCCACAUCACAAUUCAGAUCAAAGGAGCAAGAGGGCAGAAUACAUCCCAAUGCAGACGGAUACAGAGAGGAUCAGAAGUCCAAACCCGAGAAUCCACACAUGACCAACACAAACUCGACCUUCCACAAUGACAUGCCCAAGAUCGGCAAAGACAAGCCACCUCCAGAAUUCAUCUCCUCCGCCGACCCCGACUAUAUCCCUACAGACAAGCACCCCGAGAACACAGAGCGAAUGACUGGAGGGCAACAGCCCGGCGAGGGCAACGCUAGUAACGUAAGCCCCUCAUCAGAUCUUGGUGUUGGCGAGAUGGAGGGAGCGUCGUUCCGCAUCGAGCCUCUCCGUCGCGUCGGAGAGGACAUCAGCACUAUGAGGGCCAGAUUACUAUAUCAAAGCAGGAAGCGAGGGACACUAGAGUCCGAUCUGCUUUUCUCGACAUUCGCUAACGAAAACUUAUCCAAAAUGACGCGGGCGCAACUGGAGGAGUACGAUUUAUUUCUUGAUGAGAACGACUGGGAUCUUUACUACUGGGCUACGCAAUCACCUGCAAAUACGCCGACGACACUUGAGACUGCAGAGGGGAGCGUGAGCGAUACACCGCAUCAAACGACGACUGAGUAUCUGUCCCCAGCUGCGCCUGGACAGGCGCAGGAGACGGAUGGCUGGAGGCAAGGAGGGUUUCCUGUAGCUCCCAAGUCGGGGGAAUGGUCUCAAACAGUUGGUCGGCAAAAGGUUGCAUAUCGCCCAGUCCCUGCUAGAUGGCAGAACAGCGAGAUUUUGAGGAAAUUACGAGAGCACGUUCGCGAGCGUAGUGCAGGCGGCGUUUUGGACGAUGUCGAUGUAGCUGCGAAAGGGUCCGGCAUGGGCAGGAUGCCCGAACUGGGUCGUCCGUUUGAGUAG
Cyphellophora attinorum is the source of this 972-nucleotide messenger RNA. Its product is annotated as Succinate dehydrogenase assembly factor 2, mitochondrial. Gene Ontology annotation, biological process: mitochondrial electron transport, succinate to ubiquinone; tricarboxylic acid cycle; protein-FAD linkage. The record is from RefSeq and is a predicted model, not a curated record. The coding region runs from base 1 to 972 and encodes 323 amino acids. Gene Ontology annotation, cellular component: mitochondrion. The transcript has 4 exons. Lineage: Eukaryota; Fungi; Ascomycota; Eurotiomycetes; Chaetothyriales; Cyphellophoraceae.